Molecule: messenger RNA, 1544 nt
Organism: Hippoglossus stenolepis (Pacific halibut)
Lineage: Eukaryota; Metazoa; Chordata; Actinopteri; Pleuronectiformes; Pleuronectidae
Product: vesicle transport protein SFT2B
Exons: 11
Coding region: 462-956 (164 amino acids)
Biological process (GO): vesicle-mediated transport
Cellular component (GO): membrane
Source: RefSeq, a predicted model, not a curated record
CUCAUGUUCCUCGGUGUGAGGAGCUGGGACUUCCUGCUGAGAACCUGGAACACGCUGAUGAAGAUGAGGAUGAAGGCUACAUCACCAGCCAAUCAGGAAGAGGCUGUGAUCACAUUUCUGACUUUCAAACCUCGACGAUGGAACAUCAAAUGUUUGGAUUCCAUCAGAAAUCUUCCUCCAGUGUCAUGGUGGAAUGGUUGGAGUCAAAAGACUGACGAAGAGACAAAUGUGGAGAAACAUUGACUCGGGACCGAGGAUCUGUCUCUGAACAAGCUGCUGACAGCUGCUGACUCUGCAUUCUACACACUGACAAUAUUAAACAUCAUGACGUCGUAUGACAAGUGUGAUGGUCACCGACUUGUCAUCUGGAGCUGUGCAGCAAAAACCAGGUUCACGUCCAAUAAGAGUUUGUCUCCGGUCAGCUGAACGUGAAACUUCAGGAAACAUCAGGAGCGGAGCUCAUGGAUAAAUUAAAGAAGGUGCUGAGCGGGCAGGAGGAGGGCGGGGACCCGGAGGGACCCGGAGCCCUGGAGAGAGCCAAUCAGGCGGUGACGUUGGGCUGGGGCAGGAGGGUGAAGGGCUUCCUGGUCUGCUUCAUCCUGGGAGCCUUCAUGUCUUUACUGGCCACCUUCAUGCUGUGGAUCCCGGGCUUCGGUCUCGCUGUGUUCGUUGUCUUCUACACGGUGGGAAACAUCUCCAUUCUGGCCAGCGUCAUGUUCCUGGUGGGGCCGUGGCGGCAGCUGAGGACCAUGUGCGCCCGAGAGCGAGCGCUGGCCACCUUCCUGGUGCUGGUGUGUCUGGUGCUGACGCUCUGCUCUGCCUAUUGGUGGACGAAUUUCACCCUCGCUCUGAUUUUCUGUCUCCUCCAAGUUCUGGCUUUCAUCUGGUACGGCCUCUCAUACCUCCCCUUUGCCAGAGAAGGCGUCUUGAAAUUCUGUUCGAUCUGCUGCAGCUGAACAUCAGAGUCCGUCCGACCAAUCAGGAAGCAGGAUCCUCACCUCAACGUCUGGUUUCCAUGGAGACGCGUGUUACAGUGUUUACCUCCGGGACACGAUCCGAGUUUUACUCCGUUUGUCUCUUGAUCCUCGUUUGAUUCUCGUCUUCGUCUCAUUUCACCACAAAAACUAAAUGUUUUGUUUUAGCCUUUUUUUUUUUAUGGUGAAAUGAAACUGAUCUGGAUUCAGUCGGAUCCUGGUUCUUACACCAUAUUUAUAUUUUAAUGCAGCUGCUGUAAUUACAUGUGUAUUAACUGGUGUACUAAUACAUAGUAUACUAAACAGACUGUGAUGUCAUUGGUGUUUUUAACGUGUAUUAAAUGAAUAUUUGUGUCUACAGUGUGACUGGUUUAGAGUCGAGCUGCUGUCAGAUCAGAUGUUUCUGUUGUGUUAAAAAGCAGUAAGUUGUGUAGUGAAUUGUGUUCCCAUGUUUACCUGCCACGUCAUUAAUGUCGUCUUUCUGCCUGUUAAGUCUCUAAAGCCUGUAAAUCUCCACCUCCACCGGCCGCUGAUUAAAACACACACAAUAAAACACAGGUAUCGUAUGUC